AUGCUCGACGAAAACCUUCCAACCUUUCGGUUCAAGCCGUCGUCAGACGACCUACUCUCAACCAUACUUUACUUCACUCAGAACGGUUCCGAGCCAUCUCCCGAGUAUCUAUUGCGAAAACUAGACCCCGCGCUGCCAGCUUCUCGCAACAAGUAUGGCGUUGGGCUUUGCGAUCCUUAUAACCACAAUGUUGUAUACGGCGAGGUGACGGUCGAACCGGAAUGGACACUGCCUACCCUCUCCGCGGCCGAGAUCCGCGCCCAAGCACAGUCUGGUGCUCCUCCUGCGCCAGCGACAGCGAUUAUUCCAGACAGCUUCUCUAUCCAACUUUAUGAUCCAGAUCAGACUAUCGCAGUGAAGCUGAUGGCAGGCAGCUGGAACAAGAGUGAUACCUGGGAGUUUGAGAUUCCAGUUCAGACAUUUAAAACUCCCACGACGAGCGAGCUCGACCGUGAGCAGCAGAACAUCUCUCCAGCAGCUGCUGAUCUGAUCCCGCGGAUCAUGUUCCGUUGGAAAAAGGAGGGCAAACUCAGCAAGGAUAUGACAUGUUACAUGUCAGGCAAGAACACGGCAGGCAAGAAGAGCAAGGAGCCCGAUAUCACAGUCGCCAUGUACAAGGGAUCAAGAGAAAGCGCCAUGACGCUCUACCAACCAAACCUUCACCGAGUAGAGGUUGAAGACCGCAAGGGACUAGAGUUGGUCCUCCUCCUCGGCGCAGAAGUCAUCAAGGAUCUCUACCUCAACCCCAAGCCAGGGCUGUUCAACGUCUCGGCCACCAGCCCCGGGCCCCUCCCCAACCCGCAGAAGAGGAAGAACUCCCGUCCCAAUGUGGUGGCAGCAGCAGCAGUUGUUCCACCCCCGGCAGCAACCCCCCCAGCCGCCAUGUCAGGAGCCUUGAACAACACUCCUCCCCCGGUCAAGAGCAACACAAUGCCUACUACCUCCUCCAAACCUGGCGCAGCUCCCCCAACAACAACAGCAAACAACAUCCCACCCCCGCCCCCCGGCGGCCCACCAAACAAACAUGCCGUAACCUUUACCUCCACCCCUACAGCCUCCAUCGAAGCAGAAACCCGCCGCCUGCAAGAACUCGUCGAGCGCGAACAACGCGAGCGGGAGAAGGCCGAGCGUGCAGAGCAGAAGCGCAUCAAAAAGAUGCUCGAAGAGGAGGAAAAGGCCCAGCGCAAGCGAGAAGCGGAAAUCGCCAAAGAAACGGAGCGUCUGCGCAAGAAGUAUGGGGUUGAGGGCCAGGACCUCCCAUCGGAUCGGCCUUCUUUGCCUCCUAGGCCGGCGUCAUCGGUGAAUAACUCGCCUUCUAUCCCGCAGCAGCAACAGUUUUUCCCUGCCCCCCCGCCGCCACAGCAGCAGCAGCCGCAGUGGUUAGGUGCCCCGGCACCGGCGCUGCCUCCACGACCGGUGAGUGCGGGGCCGGGGUCGGGCCCGAAUCAACAGCAAGGGGACCAGGGGCCGUUUCAUUGCAAUAAGCUGAAUGUGCUUUGGAAGGGGGCGGGGCAGCAGUUGGAGCAUGUGAGGAGUCAGGUUGAGAGUAGGAUGAGUCCGGAGUUGCAGGCGAAGUUGAGCCAGACGCUGCCGCAUAGGCCGAAGAAGGAGGAGGAGGGGGGUGGGGGACGGAGGAGGGUGCAGAGGAAGAGGAGUUCUGGGUUUUAG
This is a messenger RNA of Podospora pseudocomata, 1668 nucleotides long. RefSeq lists its product as uncharacterized. The coding region runs from base 1 to 1668 and encodes 555 amino acids. NCBI's taxonomy places the organism in Eukaryota, Fungi, Ascomycota, Sordariomycetes, Sordariales, Podosporaceae. The transcript has a single exon. The record is from RefSeq and is a predicted model, not a curated record.